This is a messenger RNA of Hermetia illucens (black soldier fly), 2614 nucleotides long. RefSeq names its product beta-glucuronidase-like. Gene Ontology annotation, molecular function: carbohydrate binding; beta-glucuronidase activity. The transcript has 13 exons. Gene Ontology annotation, biological process: carbohydrate metabolic process; glucuronoside catabolic process. Bases 528 to 2492 code for a protein of 654 amino acids. NCBI's taxonomy places the organism in Eukaryota, Metazoa, Arthropoda, Insecta, Diptera, Stratiomyidae. The record is from RefSeq and is a predicted model, not a curated record.
UUUUGAUGGGGAAUUACUCGAAAUUAUAGCAAGAAAUUUAGAGAUGGUUAGAUCUUGUAAUUAAUCAGACUUCUAACUGACACUAUAUUACUAAAAAAUUCACGAGAACUUUUUUCUUUUUCAACCACAGCGUAAUCAACUUCAUUCAAUUCUGCAAUCAUCAGACUCAUAUGUAUAUAAUAUUCACAACAAAUAAGCUGGGAAACUAGCACUUCAUCGUACAAUUCCACUGCCCAAAUCUUCCGGAUUUUGCACCCCACAACCAGAUAUCGGUGAUUCCAAUAAAACUAUCGAGGCAAAAAGAUAUUCCACAUGUAAAGUGUGCCAAGAAUGGCUAUUGAGCUGGAUACCUAGUCUUAACGAACGUAGAAUCAAAGCGAUCGGGUAACUGUCGAUACUAGCUUCGAAUAGAUAGUGGAGUACAUAAAUUGUGUUCGGGGUACGUACUUUCACCGGGUCUCCAGAAUAGCUAACACGAGCAGGGUUCAACAAUAGGCCAGAUACUGUCGAGAUUUUCCUUGCUUGCAAUGGCUAUCGUUGCUUAUGCAGUAACCAUUGCAUUUGGUGUUAUCCUAAUAAACUCGGAAAUACCACAGACGACAGGACUUUUAUAUCCCCGAGAAUCUGAAACGCGGGAAGUUCGGAGUCUAGAUGGGAUAUGGAAUUUCGUCCAAUCAGACCAAUAUAAUGUAACUCAGGGAAUCAGAGAACGUUGGUACAAGGACGAUUUAAGCAAAGUAAGAAAGACAAUUCCAAUGCCCGUUCCAGCAAGUUAUAAUGACAUAGGGGAGGAUGCUGGGUUACGUGAUCACGUUGGAACCGUUUGGUAUGACCGAAGGUUCUUCAUUCCAAAGUAUUGGUUGAAAGAAAAGCGAGUGUGGAUUCGAUUCGGAAGCGUUCAUUACGACGCUAUCGUGUGGGUGAACGGAGUGCAAGUCGUGAAGCAUGAGAUCGGACAUCUACCAUUUGAGGCGGAGAUAUCGAAUAAUGUUUUAUAUGGCAAGGAGAACUUGAUAACAGUUCUAUGCGAUAACGCCCUCUUACAAACCACAAUCCCUCAAGGAAGCAUAUCAGAGAAGCCAACAGAUAAUGGCGUUACUUUGAUUCAGUCGUACACUUUUGACUUCUUUAACUACGCCGGCAUUCACCGAUCCGUUGUCCUUUACACUACGCCAAAACUUUACAUAGAGGAUGUAACAGUUAAGACUGAUUUAGCCGAUAAAAAUGGUUCAGUUCACUAUGAGGUCAAAGUCAAUGGAGACAAAGGAAACUGGCUUACUUAUGUGAAAGUAAACUUGCGAAGCAAAGAGGGUGAUAUUGUAGCCAGCCAUAAAUCGGGACCAGAACUGAAGGGCACCUUAAAAGUUGAAAAUGUUAAACCAUGGUGGCCCUAUUUAAUGCACCCUGAAUAUGGAUAUCUUUACAAUCUAGAAAUAUCCCUGUGCAAUGACGAACAGGAGGACAUCGAUAUCUAUAGGCUUAAGGUCGGGAUUCGAACACUGGCUUGGGACAAAUCCAGCUUCCGGAUAAACGGUGAAAAGGUCUAUUUGAGAGGUUUCGGACGACAUGAGGACUCUGAUAUUAGAGGAAAGGGCCUGGACUUAGCGCUGAUAACUAAAGACUUCAAUUUGAUCAAAUGGAUAGGAGCCAAUGCAUAUCGCACAUCUCAUUACCCAUAUUCGGAGGAGUCGAUGCAAUUCGCUGACGAGAAUGGAAUAAUGAUAAUCGACGAAUGUCCUAGUGUAGAUACAGAUAAUUUUGGGCAAGCGUUACUAGAUAAGCACAAAUCAUCAAUUGAACAGUUGAUUCAUCGGGACAGAAAUCAUCCAAGUGUGGUCAUGUGGUCGAUUGCGAACGAGCCAAGAACUAAAUCUUUGAGUGCAGAUUCAUACUUCGAAAAAGUCGCAAAUUUCACGAGAUCAUUGGAUCCCACUCGCCCCGUAACUGCCGCCCUAAACGCCGCAGCUGACGAAGACAAGGCUGGUAAACAUUUAGAUAUAAUAAGCUUUAAUCGGUACAACGGAUGGUACCGAAACCCAGGCCGUUUAGAUAUGAUUAUUAGAAAUGUGAUGGAUGAAGCCAAAUUGUGGAAUAAACUUCACAACAAACCGGUCCUUAUGUCGGAGUAUGGUGCAGAUACAGUCGCCGGGUUACAUUUGUUGCCUGCAUUUAUAUGGAGUGAGGAAUAUCAAGCAACGUUGUUCUCAAAACAUUUCAAAGCCUUUGAUAAUUUACGGAAAGUUGGCUGGUUUAUUGGUGAAUUCGUCUGGAAUUUUGCUGAUUUCAAAACUGAACAAUCUUACACACGAGUAGGUGGUAACAAAAAAGGAAUAUUCACCAGAAAUCGACAGCCAAAAGCAGCAGCACAUUUACUAAGAAAGCGAUAUUUCGGUCUUUGCCAGGAGCUAAACAGCAGUUGCCAAAUUCCCAGUGAUCUCUACCUCUAUAUAACGGAACGGGAGCACCACUAUCAUAAUCACACUGAGUUGUAGUGUAUAAUCUAUGAUAAUUUUACAGCCUCGUUUUAUUAUUAGUAUAAAAAAAAUAGCAUAGUAACGUCGGAAGACUUAUUUUGUAUGAAUACAAUAUUUGAAAAAAAAGAAGUAAGCGAAAA